Capsicum annuum is the source of this 727-nucleotide messenger RNA. RefSeq names its product 40S ribosomal protein S23. Gene Ontology annotation, molecular function: structural constituent of ribosome. The record is from RefSeq and is a predicted model, not a curated record. The transcript is spliced from 3 exons. Bases 198 to 626 code for a protein of 142 amino acids. Gene Ontology annotation, cellular component: ribosome; cytosolic small ribosomal subunit. Gene Ontology annotation, biological process: translation. NCBI's taxonomy places the organism in Eukaryota, Viridiplantae, Streptophyta, Magnoliopsida, Solanales, Solanaceae.
UCGCCUAAUCGAUAGAAGGACGGGCUCUCCUCUCCUCUUCCACUAGCCCAAAUCUGUUGAGCCCAAUUUGACAAAGCCCAAUCCAAUAGCCCUCCAGUUCCAUUUGAAAGGUCAUUUCUAGGGAUUAGGGUUUUUCCCUCUCUCGCGGCUGCGUCUUAUCUGAAGCUUUGAGUUUCUCUACACUCAGCAAACCAAACAUGGGGAAGACACGUGGUAUGGGAGCUGGACGCAAGCUGAAGUCCCACCGUAGAAGACAGAGGUGGGCUGACAAGUCCUACAAAAAGUCCCAUCUUGGAAAUGAAUGGAAGAAGCCAUUUGCUGGAUCAUCCCAUGCCAAAGGCAUUGUGCUUGAGAAGAUAGGUAUUGAAGCUAAGCAGCCCAACUCUGCUAUUCGUAAAUGUGCUAGGGUUCAAUUGAUCAAAAAUGGGAAGAAGAUUGCUGCAUUCGUUCCCAACGAUGGUUGUUUGAACUACAUUGAAGAAAACGAUGAGGUGUUGAUUGCUGGAUUUGGUCGAAAGGGUCAUGCUGUAGGAGAUAUUCCUGGUGUUAGGUUCAAAGUUGUCAAGGUUUCUGGGGUAUCUCUCUUGGCUCUAUUCAAGGAGAAGAAGGAGAAACCAAGAUCUUAAAUUUUUGCCAUGGUCUUUUUAGUGUUCUUGAGUUUGUACUUUUUGAGCUAUUAUUUUUGAUGUAGGCACAUUACACUGAAAUUUUGGAUCAUUUAUGUUGA